This is a messenger RNA of Erythranthe guttata (spotted monkey flower), 2378 nucleotides long. RefSeq names its product RNI-like superfamily protein. Gene Ontology annotation, biological process: SCF-dependent proteasomal ubiquitin-dependent protein catabolic process. The record is from RefSeq and is a predicted model, not a curated record. Gene Ontology annotation, cellular component: SCF ubiquitin ligase complex. Gene Ontology annotation, molecular function: protein binding. Lineage: Eukaryota; Viridiplantae; Streptophyta; Magnoliopsida; Lamiales; Phrymaceae.
UCCUCUCUCAUUGCUCAACUGCUCAGAUUCCAUCGCCAGUGUUCUUCCUUCUGUUAACGGUUACUUCCAAAUUUCUGCAACAUCCUCUUUCGUUUCAUCGAACGAAUUACACCCACCACCAUUACAACAAUAUACAUACACUAUACUUACAGUCUCCACCUUAAUUCAUCAUCUACAUCUCAAACCACCAUCGAAUAAAUCCCCAACCAGAAAUCAGAAAACCCACACAAAAAAAAGCAAAAAUAUAUUUCACCAAAAUGAAGAAGCAGAAGCAACAGUUGGUCACUGAAUCAAGCUUCAGCCGCUUCGAUCUCCUCUGCGAGGAGAUAGUUUUCGCCAUCCUUGACUUUCUCGAAGAAAACCCACUCGAUAAAAAGUCCUUCUCUCUAGUUUGCAGGUCAUUCCACGCCGUCGAGUCCCGUCACCGGAAAUUACUGAAACCCCUCCAUUCGGAGCACCUGACAAAGGUUUUGCACAGAUACCCUUCCGUCUCGAAUCUGGACCUUUCGUUGUGCCCGAGGGUAACGGACGUUUCGCUCUCCGUUAUCUCUGUUGGUUGCAAGGAAAUGUUGAGGUCGAUUAAUCUUUCUAGGUCCAGGUUUUUUUCUCAUGUUGGGUUGUCGGAUUUGGCCUCAAACUGCCGGAAUUUGGUCGAGAUUGAUCUGUCGAAUGCUACGGAGCUCAAGGAUUUGGGGGCGGCCGCCAUAGCCGAGGCGAAGAACUUGGAGAGGCUGUGGUUGGUUAGGUGUAAAUCGAUCACGGAUAUCGGGAUCGGUUGUAUUGCUGUGGGUUGUCGGAAAUUGAGGCUUCUCAGCUUGAAAUGGUGUUUGGGUGUCGGUGAUCUCGGUGUGGGGUUGAUUGCUAUCAAGUGCAAGGAUAUUCGCAGUUUGGAUCUCUCUCACUUGCCGAUCACCGACAAAUGCUUAUCACAAAUCUUGGAGCUGCAACACCUUGAAGAUUUGUCUCUCGAAGGUUGUUUUGGUAUCGAUGAUGACAGCUUCGCUGCUCUCAAACUAGGAUGCAAGUCAUUGGAGACACUCGAUAUGUCAAGCUGUCAGAACGUAAGCCACGUGGGUUUGUCUUCUUUAACCACUGCAGCUGGAUGUCUUCGCCAACUCAUCUUAUCAUACGGUUCUUGUGUGGAUCUUGCUCUAGCCGAUAGUUUACAAAAGCUUUAUAUGCUGCAAUCUAUAAAACUAGACGGGUGUGAGGUCACAUGUUCGGGGCUCAAAGCCAUCGGAAACUGGUGUGUGUCUCUUAGGGAACUGAGCUUAAGCAAGUGUGUGGGAGUUACAGAUGAAGGGCUUUCGUUUCUCGUUACUAAACAUAAAGAAUUGAGGAAAUUAGACGUCACUUGUUGUCGUAAAAUAAGUCACGUUUCGCUUGCCCACAUAACAAAUUCUUGUACGUCACUAAUUUCCCUCAAGAUGGAAUCGUGUAGUUCGAUUUCAGCCGAAGCUUUUGUUUUCAUUGGGCAGAGAUGCCACUUUCUUGAGGAACUUGACCUAACCGAUAACGAAAUAGAUGACGAAGGUCUGAAAUCCAUUUCGAGAUGCACAAAACUCUCUAGCUUAAAAUUGGGGAUCUGUUUGAAUAUAAGUGGCGAGGGGCUAAUUCACAUUGGCGUUUGCCUUUCGAAGCUCAAAGAGAUAGACUUAUACAGAUCAGCUGGAAUAACAGACUCGAGUAUUUGGGCAAUUGCUCGCGGGUGCCCUGGCCUUGAAAUGAUCAACAUAGCCUACUGCAAAUUCAUUUCCGACCACUCGCUGAUGUCAUUGUCAACAUGUUCGAAGUUGAAGAUAAUCGAAAGUCGAGGGUGCCCUCUUAUUACAUCUUUAGGUCUAGCAGCUAUUGCGAAAGGGUGCCGGCAAAUAGUUAAAUUAGACAUUAAAAAAUGUCACAAUAUUGAUGAUGCUGGAAUGAUUCCUCUUGCACACUUCUCUCAAAACCUAAAACAGAUAAAUUUGUCGUAUACGUCUGUGACGGAAGUAGGGCUGUUAUCACUUGCGAGUAUAAGCUGUUUACAGAGCAUGACCGUGCUUCAUGUGAAGGGGUUGACACCCGGCGGAGUGGCGGCGGCACUUUUAACGUGUAGUGGAUUAAGUAAAGUGAAGCUUCAUGCUUCGUUUAAGUCGGUUUUGCCGCAGCUCCUUUUCCAACAUUUGGAGGCGCGUGGAUGUAAUUUUCAGUGGAGAGACAAAACAUUUCAGGCUGAAUUAGAUCCCAUGUGUUGGAAACUACAGUUGGGGGAUGAAGAUUAAAAAGGUGAUUAAAGUUUUGAGCUAAUUUGCAUGUAAUUUGUAUUGAAGUUUUAAGUCAAUAAUUGUAAAUUAUAUUAUGGUCUUUAUAUAAAUGAAAGUGAGUUUUAAUCACUUGGA